AUCAAGGGGGCGGGUACACCUUAUCCUGCACUUUAUUUACUUUGUCUUAGAUAUGUCGCGUGUAGCCUUCAACCAAAGUCGCAUGUUCAUGCGCAAGUCCUUCGUCUCUACACCUAGCGCUUUCCGUGCCUUUUCCGCUGGACCUUCUCGUUUCCAACAACAGCAACAACAGAGUAAGAACACAACUCAUUUUGGUUUCCGCGAUGUUGCAGAGGAAGACAAGGAAUCACUUGUUCAUGAGGUGUUUGCUAAUGUUGCUAGCAAGUACGAUGUUAUGAACGAUGCCAUGAGUAUGGGUGUUCACCGUAUUUGGAAGGACGAAUUCAUUCGCUCCAUGGCACCUGGUCCCGGUACCAAGUUAUUGGAUGUUGCUGGUGGAACAGGUGAUAUUGCUCUUCGAUUUUUGGAUUACUGUAAGAAUGUGCAUCACGAUAACACGGCCACUGUCAAAUUAGUGGAUAUCAAUCCCCACAUGUUGGGCGAAGGAGAAAAGCGAUUCCAGAAGACAGCCUAUGCCAACACCAAUCAAGCCAGUUUCCUUGUACAAAAUGCUGAACACCUUGAUGAGAUUCCCGAUGAAUCUGUCGAUGUAUAUACCAUUGCUUUUGGUAUCCGUAACUGUACUCAUGUUGAUAAAGUGGUAAAGGAAGCUCAUCGUGUGUUAAAGAAGGGUGGUCGUUUCAUGUGUUUGGAAUUCAGUAAAGUCGAUAACCCUGUGAUUGGAAAGUUCUAUGAUAUUUAUUCCUUUGAUAUUAUUCCUGCAUUGGGUCAAGCCAUUGCUGGUGACCGUGAUUCAUACCAAUACCUUGUAGAAAGUAUUCGUCAAUUCCCUCCUCAAGAAGAAUUUGCUCAAAUCAUUCGUGAUGCUGGUUUCAAGACCAUUGGCAAGGGUUAUGAGGAUCUCACUUUUGGUGUUGCUGCUAUUCACAGCGGCUUCAAAAUCUAAAAAAUAUUUUUUGUUUACCUUUUGUACAGCUUGUUUUUUAUUAGAUACAAUAAAAUAUACAUUAAAAAAAAAUAGAAUU
Messenger RNA from Mucor mucedo, 1025 nucleotides. RefSeq names its product UbiE/COQ5 methyltransferase. The record is from RefSeq and is a predicted model, not a curated record. Lineage: Eukaryota; Fungi; Mucoromycota; Mucoromycetes; Mucorales; Mucoraceae. Bases 53 to 946 code for a protein of 297 amino acids. Gene Ontology annotation, biological process: ubiquinone biosynthetic process. The transcript is spliced from 5 exons. Gene Ontology annotation, molecular function: methyltransferase activity.